Molecule: messenger RNA, 2847 nt
Organism: Penicillium longicatenatum
Lineage: Eukaryota; Fungi; Ascomycota; Eurotiomycetes; Eurotiales; Aspergillaceae
Exons: 1
Coding region: 1-2847 (948 amino acids)
Molecular function (GO): protein binding
Source: RefSeq, a predicted model, not a curated record
AUGGAGCACGCUAGGCAUAGAUUACGGGGGAUUUUUCAUCGGCACCCAAAGAAUACUGGUGCAGAGGGUCAUCCCAUAGAAAAGUCCGAAAGUGUACCAGAAGACAAAGAAGGCAAGCCCCUCGAGAAACCGACACCGCAAGAGUCCCGGGCGAUUCUCGCAGGCAGAACCACGAACCUCUGGCAAAGAGCAGAGAAUAGAUUGAAUAGCAACCCAGAUAAGCGGCAGCUUAUGCAAGCUGCCCACGCAGCGCUGACCGCCGACCUGGGGGAGGAGCUGGAGCCGAGCGGCACCUCUGCCCGCCAGGCCCAAUUGAGCAGGCUCUUUCAACGUCGAGUCAACGCGCUGGAGAGACAAAAAUGGAGGAUUCAAUUCGGCGAUCACGAGGUGGCUGUUCAGGAUUUGGUGGCUAGCACUUUUGAAAAAGUCUUGGUGGUGAAGGGGCUGGUUGAUACGGCCGCCAGCGCCAGUCCCCCAGCAGCGCUUGCAUGUGCCGGACUUUCGGUCGUUUUCACGCUCGCUCUUCAAGCAACUACCCAGCAGGCGGUUCUUCUGGAGACGUUAGACUAUUCCUCCGAUUUAAUGUGCCGCUUCCAGGUCAUGGAGGACGUUUACCGUCUGGGUGAGAAUGCUUCUCAUGGUCCACCAGGGCACCGUGCUGAAUUGCUUGAGAAAUUCGAAGACCAUUUGACCGACUUAUACGCUAUUAUCCUCGAAUUUCAAGCCCGCGCGCUGUAUUACAUGGGAAAACAUAGCUUCGUUCGAACCCUAAGUGACGCUUUUGAACAUGAUGGAUGGAAUACUAUCUUGGGAAGCAUGAAAUCCCUCGAGACCAACACGGAGAAAGAUGCACAACUAAUCGGUGCUGCAAAUGUGGAUCAAAAGUUGAACGAGAUCCAGAAUAGCCAACUUCAAGAAAACGCCCGUCGUAUCAUCACAGAUCGCGACCAAAAGGCAUUCGAAUUCCUGCGCGCUCUAUAUAACUGCCCAUACAAAGACCGAAAGGACCGAAACGAUGUUCGAGUUCCUGGUACAUGUGAAUGGUUUACGCAUCAUCAUUUGUUCGAAAAUUGGCAUCGAACCGAGGGCUCGAGUCUUCUUUGGGUAUCUGCUGAUCCUGGCUGCGGCAAAUCAGUCCUGACCAAGUAUCUCGUGGAUGAAUUCCUUCCCGACCUGAAGAAGCCCACAAUAUGUUACUUCUUCUUCAAAGAUGACUUUUCAGAUCAAAACACCGCGACCAGCGCAUUAUGUGCGAUUCUACGUCAAAUAUUUUUAGCUCACCCACAGCUUCUACGGGACCCAAUCCUGACCAAGUUUGGGACGGACGGUGAACGCCUGACCAAAUCCUUCAAUGAUCUCUGGUCUAUCUUUACGAAUGUGACGGCAGACCCCAAAUCAGGAGAGAUUAUUUUUAUCCUGGACGCUCUCGAUGAAUGCCGGAAAGAUGGCCGAGACAGGCUAAUAGAGGCUGUCACUCGUUUCCAACAGGGUGGUCCGAAAAGCGCCAACGUGAAAUUCCUCAUCACAAGUAGGCCAUAUCUCGAUAUUUACCGAGAAAUACAGGGCAAUCAACAGGACUUAUCAAGAGUUCAUCUCAGUGGCGAGGGCGAAGAAGAGCUCGGUCAAAUUUCGAAUGAGAUCAACCUUGUUACUCAGAAACGAGUCGAGGAUAUUUGUCGUGAACGUCGUCUUACCUCAAACCAAGCUAAGAUGUUGAUUGACGAGCUUCUGCCCGUGGUUGACCGCACCUACCUCUGGGUCACCUUAACUAUGGAUGUGAUUAGAAGUACCCCCAGCUUCACCAAGGGAAACAUUCGUGCGGCAGUGAAACAGCUUCCAGCUACCGUUGACGAUGCCUAUGAGAAGAUUCUUACUCGAAGUCCGACGCCGGAGCGAGCGAGAACAAUUUUACAUGCUAUUUUGGCCGCAGAGAGACCCCUUUCGGUGAGUGAGAUGGCUUUGAUAGUGGCUUGCGAACAAGCCUUCAGGGAAUCCGUGGAUAUUGAGGAUUUUCUGGAGUCCGAAGAUGAUUUCAAACAAACGCUUCGAGAGAUCUGUGGUCUCUUUGUAGUCAUCAUUCAUUCAAGAUUAUACUUGCUCCAUCAAACCGCUAGGGAGUUUUUAGUCGGAUCGAAGUCUGCAUCGAAGUCUGCAUCUCCUCUGAACCAGGUUUCAGCGGCUACCGUAUGGAAGGGUUCCUUCGAUCUCCAGGUAUCCAACCGCCUGCUGGUAGAUGUCUGCGUGCGCUAUCUUACGUCGGAUAAAUGUAACGAACUGAAGGCACUUGAGGAAUAUUCCAAACAGAACUGGGUGACGCAUUUCAAGUCAUGUCCAAUCGGAGCCGAUGACUCUAUUAUACCCCUGGCCGGUCAGCUCUGUGGCUCAGGUAACCAGAGUUCUCUCAAAUUUGCCUUUGCAUCUGGUCUCCCAUAUGUGGUAGAAUAUCUGAUCAAGGUUGAAAAACAUGGUGGAGGCACAUUUCUAGUGGAUCGGGCCAGAGAAGGGCGUGUUGACUUGGUUCAAAUGAUCCUUGAGCAUGCAGUCGAUGUCACUUCAAGCAGUGAAACCUGGGUCAUUCCUCUACAAAUGGCUAUCGUGAAUGGACAUUUGGAUGUGGUCCAAGUCUUUCUUGAAAAUGGCGUUGAUCUCACUCCCAAGAAUGGAUUUUCCGACCCCUCGAUAUGUUUUGCUGCAAGCCAAGGCAAUGAGAAGAUAUUGGAUAUCCUGAUCAAGCAUGGAGCUGAUGUCAAUACCCGAGAUCUGCUGGGCAGAACGCUUCUAUGCCUAGCGCAAGGACACGAAGCUGCCUGUCGGUUACUCAUUGAGCAUAAUGCAAAGAUGGAGUAA